Molecule: messenger RNA, 2918 nt
Organism: Osmerus eperlanus (European smelt)
Lineage: Eukaryota; Metazoa; Chordata; Actinopteri; Osmeriformes; Osmeridae
Product: zinc-binding protein A33-like
Exons: 2
Coding region: 98-1033 (311 amino acids)
Biological process (GO): protein ubiquitination
Cellular component (GO): cytoplasm
Molecular function (GO): ubiquitin protein ligase activity; zinc ion binding
Source: RefSeq, a predicted model, not a curated record
UUAAUACGCCUCAAUUACACUUCGAACUUCGGACACGAACGACUUCAUAUGACUUCUCCGGAACGGUAACCUCAUAGAAAGUUCAUUCCGCUCCAGUAUGGCAGCAGCUUCCUCAACUCUGACAGACCACCUCCUCUGCUCCAUCUGCACUGAGGUCUACACUGACCCAGUGUUUCUCACCUGCCAACACACCUUCUGUAUGAGAUGUAUCCAACAAUGUCUGGAUGCUGGUCACCAGCACUGCCCAGAGUGCAGACAGCCUGUCAGGGACAGGAACUUCCAGAUCAACAGACUGAUAAAGAACAUAGCUGACCAGCUGAGACUGGAGGAGAACAAGAAGGGGAGAGGAGGAGUGGAGAGAGAAGAUGUGUGUCCAGAACAUGGAGAGAGUCUGAAGCUGUUCUGUGAGACAGACGACCAGCUGAUCUGUCAUAUCUGCAGAGAUGGAAGAGAGCACCGAGGUCACACAUUCAUACCUCUCAAAGAGGCCCAGGAGGAUCUGAGAGGAAAGUUGGUGUCAGUUAUAUUUGGUAGCUCUGAGAAGGACAUUGAUAAAGCAAGCAAAGCAAUACAUGAUCAAGAACAAGUCCUCUCUGAUCAAAGACAUCGAUGUGAUGACAUCCAAAGCAAGAUUAAGGCCCAAUUUGAGGAGGUCAUCGCCAAGUUGAGGGAAAAAGAGGAGAAAGCAAUGAGAGAAAUUGAGUUCAAUCGUUGUCCGGCUGAGAUGGGAGAGCAUCUGACUAAGCUGGAGAGAUACUUGGCUACAGCCAGAGAAAGAAAAAACACACUGCAGUCUGGGCUGGAGAUCACUGACCCCAGAGAAUUUCUUAGGUGGUGGAGAGAGGAGGGCAGUGCUUUGUAUAAUACAUCUCCCAAAUGGCCACAAGUCCACAGAUCCAAAAUUUGCAGUCUUACAAAACAGGAUGAUAUAGAUUAUGACAACAUGAUGGGUUGCAUUCUUUGGGAGAACAUUGAUAAAAUCCUUAGAUGGCAUCUUAGUACAGUAAAACAACACAGGUGCUGCAUAGCAUAACCGGCAGGGCCAAGGGAGGGGGAAGGGAGGACAGUAGAUAUUGGUGUUGAAGAACAUAUGGUUUGGUAUGGGCAAGAGCAGUGGAAUUGACAUGAGGUAAAACUCAAAAAAAUAAGCAGCUUGGAAUGUUUAAACAUUUAAUUAUUUAAGAUAAAAAGCUUAAAAAAAUACAUUCUUCAAACAUCAGAACUAACCAAGUAUAUAAGACUGCACUGAGUACUUGUCAGGUUGGAAUGAAGAGCACAGUCGCAGAUGCAGUUUAGAGUUUUUAAUGGUUCUGAUUUACUUCAAUCACGUAAAGUAGUCAGUCAUGACCACACACUGGGUCAAAUAAUAAUUGAGGCAAAGGCAAACUUAAAGUCCAUCAAGACGGUUGGUUCAAGGGUAAUCCACAAUCAAGGUCAAGGCACAGUCCAGGGUCAAGGUACACAGAGCAGCCAGCACAAUCGAAGUUUCCAGGUAGGGCAAGACAAAGGAGAGGUCAGAGACAAGCGGGGUUCAAUACCGUGAAACAAAAGAGAGUCCAAGUGAACAGUCCAAAUCGUAAUUCCAAAAUCCACAGUCGGGGCAAGCAGGGUCCAGCACAGGUAAAGAGUUUCCGUAAAAAGUUUCCAAGUGAGGUAACGCCCGUAGCACACAAACCAUGAAUGAGCACUGACAAACAAUUCAGGGUUCCUUUUAACCAUGGCCGUUCACUUCCUCACAGCUGAGCCGGCCUUGCUCUGACUCCUUAGUGCUCCCUGCUGUCCUGGAGGGCACGCUGUGUGUUGAGUCGUGACAGUACUGGUUAAUAGUGUAAAUCGUUUUUCAAUCAUAUUCAUAGAGGUCUCAUUGUGUUAAAAAAAGAAGAGUAUUUUCUUUGUUUAAAUUUUACUCUAUUGGACACUUACUGUUGAUGAUCGCUUUUCUAUGUUUGUUUAAUUUACAAAGCACCACAUUCAUGGAUGACAUUACUGUAUAUCUGAAACACAAUAUAAUUAUCUUUCAUCACCGGAUCAGAUACACUAGGCUAUCCCGACUAAUUACUUCUACACAGGAUCACAAUUUAAAGGAUCAUUGUUUUUGUAUUUUUUAUUGCUACAUUCAGUCAAUUUAUAAACUCUUGAGAUAAAACUAAAGUCUGUACAGUAAAAUACAGAUGUAGCAUUUGAGUCAAAUACAUACAUAAAUAUAUUCUUUAAGAUAACCCCAGGAAAGGGGGGUGAGACCACAACAGGACGGACACUAGACAAGAUGCGUCUGUAUCUGUGCUCUUACUAAGUAUGCUAGAAUCCACAUGGCAUUAAAAUAUAUCAGGCCAGGAAGAAGUGCAUGGAGCAGCAGAAUGAUCUUGCUGCCCACAGGAUCUGAUCCUGGUGAGACACAGGAGAAGCCCGUCCAGGAAUCACUCCACAGAGCCCAGUCCCUCCAGCAGUACAGCCCUCCAGUCCUUGCACUCUAUUCCCCCAGAAUGGAAUCAAGAAGCCUCCAGCUAACAGACAAAACCUUGUGGUUGCAGUUUGAUGAAGACGUGGGCAAGACUGUUGAAACUACAACCAAGGGGGAGGUGGAGCGCCGGCUUAAACCUAUGACAGCUAUUAUAGUCAGCUUCGCUUCUGAGAGGUUUGUCCACAUUGAGAAAGGCAACACCUGGUCACAAACCUUUUAGAGUGUAUACAGUAAUAACAAAUUCAGCUUAAUCAUGUCCUUUCCUCAAGUGGUAUUGUAUACUGUAUAUCUUAAUAAUUACAGAUUGAUCUCACAUACUUGUUAUGAUUGAUUACAAUGCUUGCCCUCCACUAGUAAGUUUGAUACAGCCAGUAUGAAACUAUUUAGCACAAUGUCUAGCUGCUUUAACUAUAAAUAUGAGUUUUUCCUGGAUGUUAAUAAAUGUGUUUUAAAUUCA